Molecule: messenger RNA, 2794 nt
Organism: Amyelois transitella
Lineage: Eukaryota; Metazoa; Arthropoda; Insecta; Lepidoptera; Pyralidae
Product: rhomboid-related protein 2
Exons: 6
Coding region: 227-1213 (328 amino acids)
Cellular component (GO): membrane
Molecular function (GO): serine-type endopeptidase activity
Source: RefSeq, a predicted model, not a curated record
GAUAACGCGCGAUUAGGUAUACGAUGCACUGCCUCUAGUGAAUUGUUCAUUAUAUCUUGGCAGGGAACGGACGCGCUCUGUGUUUUGUAAACAUUUUGCGGUUUGACGUGACGUGUGUGAGUUUAAUAGGAUCAUCUUUGGAAUUUACUGAAACUUCGUUCGACAUGGUAUAGCGUCCAUUUGUCUCCUCCCUGAGUUCGGAGUAUGAUGAACUGGAUCCCACAUCAUGACUCCGAAAGUGGAGUGCGAGUCCCAACGGCUGAACCCCGAAGCAGUACCUAUUCAUCAAUGUCGAAGGGUUCUGCCAGAGGAAUCUUCACCAGCUCGAGCUUGGCUAGAAGACGAAGAAGGCCGUACCACUCGCACCAACGAAGCAGAAGAAAAAUGUCUUCUCCAUCCCGCGAACUUCACGCCUCUUAAAACUAAGCCUCAUGAAGUGGCUCUAAGUAUCAGCAGAGAGAAAGAUAAUAAAGUAAAAUAUAAACCAAAGAGCAUAUCAAAGUUUGAGAAGACCAAAGACAAAAUAAUAAAUGCUAUCAAGCCGCCAUGUUUUACAUUCUCCAUGAUCAUGAUCUUGGUGAGUAUCCACCUGUUCGUGCCUGAAGACUGCCGCGAAUGGCUGGAGUGGACUCCUGGGCGGGAGUGGUGGCACCAGCCGUGGCGGCUGGUCACCUACGGCUUGGUGCACGCUAAUGCUGUCCAUCUCGCCUUGAAUGCCGUUGUCGCUAUGGCUGUCGGCUGGCGGCUAGAGUACGAGCAAUCGUGGUGGCGAGUGAUGUGCGUGUGGGUGGGUGGUGUCGUGGCUGGCGGGAUCGGCGCUGGGUUACUGCAGCCCGAAGUGAGGGUGGUGGGCGCAUCUGCAGCCGUGUACGCCCUGCUAACGGCCCAUCUACCCAAUGUCUGUCUCAAGUUUGGCCACAUACCUCUGUGGUGGUUCCGGCCGCUGAGCGUGAUCGUCCUCGGCGCUUCGGAGACCUGCUGGGCGCUGAUGCGAGGGCCCAUCACCAGCCCCGGGGCGCUCCGCUCGCAGCAGGACAAUGUGGCCUGGUCGUCCCAUGUGUUGGGUGCCGCUAUUGGGAUACCACUUGCUUUUAUCAUUUUUAAAGCUGACAAAGAUAAUGAAGACAAAACCUAUAUUCGUCUAUUUCGAGCAUUCUCCGCAACUAUUUUAACAGCGGCUGUGAUUUCGGCCGGCUUGUACUACACGAGAUAGUAAGAAAGUGAUGGAUAACUGCAUCGUUACAUGUCAAUUGGACAAGAAUCUUGCGCUUUAUAGAAACAAGAGAACAAGAGAAUCACACACACGUCUCGUUAGUUAGGUUCUAUGACUAACUGACGGGGAUGACGAAAACCACAAAUACUGCUCAUGCAGUAAAAAAUUCUUAGAUUAGAGCCCUUUAAAUCCGUUGAGAAAACAGGAUAGGAUGUUAUACAAUCAUGUAAGGGUAAUUUGAAUUGAAUUUUACUGUAUCUAAACUUUCUAGGAAAUGUGCUUUCAGAAUUUCCGUCCUGCAGCCAUUUCUAAUAGAAUUGAGAUUCUAUCAUAAUCACCUCAUAGUUCUCAACCACGAAAAGAGCUUAUUUAGAGUGUAAACAUGGAUGAAUUCUAAAUAUAGUUCCACAAUAAUUCUAUUCCUACUUGUCUUCCUUUUGGAAUUUAUUACUAUUGAAUUGUACAAAAUAAGUACCUACCGUACCUAAGGACUUUAAAACGAAUCAGGAAUUAUCUGUUUCUUUGAUAUUUGUUACUAUAAUAUCUAAGUUAUAGUAUAUUUUUAAAUCAUGGUAUCUGGCAUACUCAAUUGAAUAAUUUGUAUCAUUGAAUUUUUAAACUUUUUUGUAUUGAAAAAGAAUACCAUAAUUAUCGGUGCCUACAUUUAUGGGAUUGAUAACACCCUUACUUAAGUCAAUGUUAUUAAAUGAAUUAAGGUAUACUCUGUUUACUGUAGUAAUGUCAAAAUAUAGUAAUAAGUCAUAUUAUAGUAAGAUAUAUUGUCUCAUUAAUAACGAUUUCUAUGAAAUCAUCAAGUUGUUUUGAAUCAAAACAUUAUUUUGUUACGGCUGGUGAUUUAUUGUAAGGACUUUGUAAAGUUUGUGUCAUAGUAGAUUAAGUUUGUGUUGUGAACAACUAAAUAUAUUUUGUGACUCCUCUAAUUUCUUGUAAGUAGUUGCGCGAAAAUUGAUACUAACGUCAAGGUUGAUCUUAAUCAGAUCCGUUUGGUGCUCAAUAUUAUCUUAAUAACUUAACACAUGCGUACUAUUUGAGCCAAUUCGAAAACAAGCAUUUCUUAUAACUAUUUCAUUGAUUGUUAUUAACAUUAAGGUAUUGUUUCAUUAAUUGAUGAGGACAAAUUAUUUUCCUCUGGUCAUGUUAACAAUGGUCAAUUUACAUCUCAGAAUCCUUAUAUCUAUCAAAAUUAUGUCAUGCUUAGUUUUCAAUAAUGACUACAUACAACUGAAGCAAUGAAUUUCAGAAGUAAAUUCACACAUAUGAUUUAUUUUUUAAAUAUAUACAGUUAGAUGAAUAUACAUAUCAUUAAUUCAUUUCGGGUAUGGAAACGGUCAAAUAUCUGUAAAUACCUUAAUAUUUAAACUUCUUUGUCUUUGCACUAACAUAAUAUAUAUAUAUAAACGUAAAUGUGUAUCAACAUAUAUAGAAAUUGUUAUAUUCAAAUAUACAAUGUUUCAUUAACUUGCUCCAUAUGCUGUUUGUAACACUGCAGUAGAAAUGCUUUUGACUCUGUUUCCAUUUUUGGAAACGCUUCUUGUGAUCUUCUUGCGAUAUUAAAUUAUU